Messenger RNA from Penicillium canariense, 591 nucleotides. RefSeq lists its product as uncharacterized. The record is from RefSeq and is a predicted model, not a curated record. Lineage: Eukaryota; Fungi; Ascomycota; Eurotiomycetes; Eurotiales; Aspergillaceae. The transcript has a single exon. Bases 1 to 591 code for a protein of 196 amino acids.
AUGACUACCAACCGGCCAUUCCUGGCCAACUUCCUGGCCGCCUUCCGUGCCCAGUCCACCUUCAAAGCCGCCUCGCAGCCAUCCACAGCCUCACCCUCCCUCUCCUCCACGCAAAUGUCCACAAAUGCCCGCACAAUAGCCUCCAAAGCCGGGCAGCAGCAGUCCCCAUCCUCAUCACAAUCUGCCUCCCACAACCACCAUCACACCCAUCACACAUCCUCCUCCUCCUCAGCAACAUCACCCUCCACGGCAACACAGCCCGGUCACGGACCACAACCACAACCACAACCACAAGCCCAACCCCAAUACCACUCCCACCACUACCACACAGAUGCCGCCUCUCCGUCGCCAACACCCUCUUCUUCCACACCCAUCCCCAUAUCCCGCGGCCCAGACCGCCAGCGCCGCGGCAGCGACUCGUCCUCCGGCUCGGGCGGGUUCCGCGAUACGCUCGGCCCGGAGAAGUGGUAUAUUGGGGGCCGGACGCCGGCCGGCGAAGAGCGGUUCUAUCGGUUGGGGAUGGUGACGAAGGGGGGUGGGAGGCUUGGGGGUGGAGGGCGAGUGGGGAGUAUUGAUCAGUUGAGUCUGUGA